CUGCCCAGUCCAUGGAGCCCAGCUAAGGCAACGCCAGGCGAAGAGACCGAGGCCAAAUAGUGUCGAUGUGGAUGCUUUGGGCAGCGUGGAGAUAAAGUGGAAGCCAGUGACAGCUAUGUAAACUACAAUUCUGCAAAGCCUCAGAAAUCCUGUAAAAUGGAGGAACUGUAUAAGGACACACAAAACCUGCCCAUGGAUGUUACCAACUCGCCCUCGGCUAUAGCUAACAACAAACUAGAAAAUGGAGUUGCCCAGUUGAUAACAGCAGAAGCAUGGAAUAUCAAUUCAUCAGAUUUGAUGAAGAAAGCACUUUCGCCACUAGUAACUGUCCCUGCUCCAUCAAUACUAACACCGCCAGCAGAAUCCCAAAGCGGGGUUGCUCUCAAGGUAGCUGCCACAGUGCUCCAGCCAAUUUGUUUAGGGGACAGUCCGGUGGUUCUACCAAUACACCUGCAAGUAGCAGGGAGCACCGCCCCUCAGAUUGCUCCUAACAAUAAUACUCCGUAUGUCAUGACCACACAAGGCCCAGUCCCACUGCCUGUCCUCUUAGAGCAGCAUGUAUUCCAGCAUUUAAAUUCCCCAUUGGUGUUACCUCAGAGUUCUCCCUGUGCUACCAACCCCAUUCAUGGCAACCUCUUCCAAGGCUCUUCUGCUCCGAUUGGGCAGCCACAACUCUUGGAUCAGAAACCCUCCAAUCCUGCUCAGGAGUCCGUCUUGCCUCCUUUGUUUCAGACGCCAGGAUUUGCUGCAGUUCUACAGGACCUCUUUCCCUCACAAGGCGCCUUAGGCUCAUCGCCCUAUCAGCCACCCCCAGACUGCUCUUCUGUCCCUCCACAACCCUUCAGUUCCCCUUUGUCUCCACUGGUUCCCCCAGCCACGCUUUUGGUACCAUACCCAGUGAUUGUUCCUCUCCCAGUCCCUGUCCCAGUCCCCAUCCCAAUCCCUAUCCCAGUACCCCAUAGUGCUGAAUCGAAGGCCAACCUGGACUGCCCUAAACCAGCUUCUUCAUUCAUCUUGCAUUCCUGCAAAGGCACCCAGACUCCCCUGGAGAAGGAGGAAAGUAAGCCGUUUGAUUUCAUCCACCAUAGGGGGCUUUCCCAGCUGAAUCGACACACGGUCAUCAAGAUGAGUAACGAGAACGAGGUCCUCGACCUGUCCAUGAAAACAACCCCUUUGCUUAAGGAAAGCGAUGACACUUCCCCGCUUUCAGCUGAAGAUGGUGCUUUGGACCUGUCGCUUACUUCUUGUUGGAAGAGAAGCAGCACUGAAACUACAAGUACUGGUCGCUCGGGCUCCAUGGCGGAUGGCACCGCGCAUUCUAUGGUGGAGAAACUUUCUAGUGCUGCUGCUGCUUUACCCUUUGUUCAUUCAAAACCUCACGAGGCCCCAGCCAAGGCUGAAAGCAGAGUGAUCAGUAGCAACUCAUCUGAACUCCUGAGACAGCAGCCCAAGUGGCUGGUAGAUCAGACUAGUAUAGCACCCUGUGAACCCUCAGCAGGCAAUAACAUUGAAAUUGUGAGCACUUCACAGACGGCCAAAGUGAUCGUCUCUGUCAAAGACGCGGUCCCUACUAUUUUCUGUGGCAAGAUUAAAGGCCUUUCGGGGGUUUCCACAAAAAACUUUUCCUUCAAAAGGGACAUGCCCCAGGACUCAGUGCUGCAGUGCUACGAUGUGAAGAACCAGCCAGAAGCCCGGGAUAAUGCAGAAGCUCUUAGGAAACCUAUCAAAAACAGGAGCGUCAAGUUAAAGAAAAUGAACUCGCAGGAAAUACAUAUUCUUCCAAUCAAAAAGCAGCGGCUUGCGGCCUUUUUUCCAAGAAAGUAAUUUAUAAGGUUUUAGAAUGUUUUAACUAUAAUUAUUAUGAAUAAAAAGAUGCACUUCAUUUUAAAUUACAUUUUAAACUUUAAACUAUCCUUAAGUUAUUUGGAGGUGGCGGACAGCGGGGUGGUGUGGGGAAGGCAGCAGGGGGGGAACUGGAUAUAUUUCCCCAUACAAUGGCUUCCCUACCCACCCUUUAUUUCAUUCUAACUUUUCAUGAAAAGUAAAUAAAAAGCAACAUAUUUUUCAAGUGGAUUGCACAUUUUGCAGCUUUAAUGGAAUAUAAUAGAUGAGUGAGUCAGAGGGGUAAGAGCUAUUUUCACUGCCAUAAAGUGCUUUGAUGAUGUAAUUCUGAACAAUGGUGAGUAGAAUGAAACUUUCAGAAUAAAUGUUUGUAUGUGCUAGUUUGUUUGCAGUAUUUUGUACUUUUAUAGUUUGCACUUGUUAUGGCACAAGUCUGAAAAUCAUGUAGCAGACACUUAUAUUAUUUCUGAGCUGUUAAAA
Molecule: messenger RNA, 2322 nt
Organism: Elgaria multicarinata webbii
Lineage: Eukaryota; Metazoa; Chordata; Lepidosauria; Squamata; Anguidae
Gene: RAI2
Product: retinoic acid induced 2
Exons: 2
Coding region: 157-1824 (555 amino acids)
Biological process (GO): animal organ development
Cellular component (GO): nucleus
Source: RefSeq, a predicted model, not a curated record